AUGGUUCGCUAUGCCGCCGCUCCCACUGUCACCAACCCCGAAAAGACCUCCCGCUCGCGCGGCGAGUACCUCCGUACCCACUUCAAGAACAUGCGGGAGGUGGCUGCUGCCCUUACUGGUCUGAAGCUCACGAAGGCGUACGCCUACCUCGGUGACGUGAAGGAGCACAAGCAGGUUAUUCCCUUCCGGAGAUUCUCUGGCGGUGUCGGGCGGACGGGCCAGGCAAAGCAAUUCAAGGCUACUCAGGGUCGCUGGCCCGAGAAGUCUGUCAGAUUCAUCCUCCGCCUCCUCAAGAACGCCGAGUCAAAUGCCGAUGCUAAGAGCUUGGACGUUGAGGAUCUGUACAUCAAGAACAUUGUUGUCCAGCAAGCACCCAAAACCCGCCGCCGCACAUACCGUGCGCACGGUCGUAUCAACCCCUACCUCGGUCAUCCCUGCCACAUCGAGGUUAUUCUGACGGCUAAGGAUGAGGAAGUUGAGCGCGCCAAGGACAAGGAGGUUGCGUCCCCUCUUGCUGGUCUGAAUCGGCGACAGGUCGCCCGACGGAGGAUCGAGGCCGCGCGCGCAUGA
Molecule: messenger RNA, 570 nt
Organism: Gloeophyllum trabeum ATCC 11539
Lineage: Eukaryota; Fungi; Basidiomycota; Agaricomycetes; Gloeophyllales; Gloeophyllaceae
Product: ribosomal protein L22
Exons: 6
Coding region: 1-570 (189 amino acids)
Biological process (GO): cytoplasmic translation
Cellular component (GO): cytosolic large ribosomal subunit; ribosome
Molecular function (GO): structural constituent of ribosome
Source: RefSeq, a predicted model, not a curated record